UGGCCAGGCCAGUGCUAAGUUGGAAGGACUGACGAUCUAAUAGAGCCAACAAGAGGAGCAGAGCAGCCAAGGGGCAGGCCUGAUAUCAGCUGUUGGGCUUGGAAAGCCCGCGCCUGACUCCAUCUAGGAACCUACAUUUCCUCCAACAUCCUGAACCACUUAAGUCCUAAACCCUUGUCGGUCUGGCUGUUUUCGGAUAGUUGAACGGCUCUCGGGAGUUCUCAAGUCUCUACGAUCUAACUAUGAAUGAGAAUGGCGGAGAUUACAGCUGAGACACUGCCGUCACCUCAGGUUGCGGCCCACCAAGCCGGAGGCGGUGUUAGCGGUCAGGCGCGAGCAGUCAAGACUAUAAAUGGCCCGAUACUCGCGCAUCUGAAGAGGGUGUAUGAUUCCCAUGCCGGCAAAGGCGACAAGGCGUGGGAUAAAGGGCAGGUUGCCACCUUUCUCAGGCACGUCCAGGGAAUCGACGAGGACGAGAUAUCCAAGCAGUCGCUGAACCAGAAAGACUGGGAUUUCAAUGACUUUCUCCGUUACAUGACCUCUCCGUCCACCAAUGUCAUUGCUCCUCCCGAUCCCAAAACCCAGGACCUGUCUUGGCCGCUGUCGAGCUACUUCAUCAGCUCUAGCCACAACACCUACCUGACCGGGAACCAGCUUUACAGCGAAUCGAGCACAGAUGCCUAUAAAAAUGUCCUCCUGCGCGGGUGUCGAUGCAUCGAGAUUGAUGUCUGGGACGGGGAAGACCUCGAUUCCGAUAGCGAGUCUGGCACCUCCACCUCCAACAGCGAUGAGGCACAUCCAAAGGCGCACCAGAAGAGGAAGGCCAAAUUGGAGAGGGUGAAGGGCAAAAUCCCCGUCUCUCUUGUCAGCCGUCUCGAGAAGACGUCGCUCGGAAGGAGGCUCGAGCAGUACGUUGACAGGAAGGCGCCGAAUCCCGCGUCGGCGCCAGCGCCCGCGGUCAAGAAACCCGAGGCCGCCGCAGACCCCAAAGUGCAGGCGAACGCUCCGAAUGCGCCAGGGGACAUCGUCGAGCCCCGGGUUUUGCAUGGCUACACCCUGACCAGGGAGGUGUCGUUCAGGGAUGUGUGCGUUGCCAUCAGGGACGACGCCUUCACGGCGUCGGAUCUCCCGCUGAUAGUCAGUCUGGAGGUCCACUGCAGAGCCGCGCAGCAGGAAGUGAUGGUCAAGAUCAUGCAGGAGACUUGGAAGGAAUUUCUGUUGCCGGAGCCCAAGGACGAAGCCCAGAUGCUGCCCGCCCCGGCGGACUUGCGGCACAAGAUACUUGUCAAGGUCAAAUAUGCUCCUCCGAGCCAAGCGGCCGGCGGUACCACACCCGAGACCGGGACCGGGGAUUCCGACGAAGAGAGUCUGCCUACGGGAGCAGCACCGAAAGCGAAGAAGAAGCCGGCAAAGAUCAUCCAGGCUCUGAGCCAGCUAGGCAUCUACACGCGGGGAGUCUCGUUCAAGGGCUUGACCCAGCCCGAAGCCACGAUGCCGACGCACAUCUUCUCCUUGUCCGAGAAUAGAGUCAUGGACACCCACGAGAAGUACGCUGGUGCGUUGUUCGACCACAACCGCGAUUUCCUUAUGAGGACGUAUCCGUCUGGCCUGAGGAUACGGUCGUCGAACCUGGACCCGGUGGACUUCUGGAGCAAGGGAGUCCAGAUUGUGGCGUUGAACUGGCAGAAAUGGGACGAGGGUAUGAUGCUAAACGAAGGCAUGUUUGCCGGUACUGGGGGUUACGUCUUGAAACCAGAGGGCUACCGUUCCACCCACCGUCCCAGCCAUUCCUCAUCCACUAUCACUGCCACCGCCACCGCCACCACAACCAAGGCCACAGUACCACCCCACGCCAAACCCCUCGACCUAACAAUCACCGUCCUCGCCGCGCAGUCCCUCCCCCUCCCCAAAGGCGAUACCAAAGCAGACUCCUUCCGCCCUUACAUCAAAGCCGAGCUCCACACCGAGGACCCAGACCGCCAGCGCCGGCGCCGGCGCCGCCACGCAGCGAGGCUGUACCGCGCAACCAGCAGCGCCUUCACACCAGCCGAUGAAGCCAGCGACACCAAGGAGGGAAGCGGCAGCGGCAGCGGCAGGCACAAAGCCCGGACGCCGACAGGCAAGGGUCGGGACCCAGACUUCGGGCUAUCCGCGGCGCUAUCCUUCCGCGGCGUCGUCCUCCCCGCGGGUCCUCUGGCCGCCGCCGCCGCGGAGUUGGAUCCGGAGGAGGAGCUGUCGUUUGUGCGCUUCACCAUCCGCGACGACGAGAUCGGGCACGACGAGCUGGCGGCGUGGGCGUGCGUCCGGCUCGACCGGCUGGGGGCGGGGUACCGGUUCGUGCACCUGCUCGACGCCGGCGGGGUGGAGACGGAGGGACUGGUGCUGAUCAGGGUGUCCAAGGGGGCGGUGGCGUAGUGUUGUGGGAAGUCGGUUUCUCACGCCAUCUUAUACGUAGACCAGAAUCGGAAAUUCCUUGAUAAUGCGACACGAAUGGCAAAUCUAGGCGACUACCGCGGAAUAUUACUCCCUAGAUCUAUGUAUUCCUGAAUUCGUGAGUCGUAACAUCAUGAGUGUCAUAUCCAAAAAAGAAGAAAUGAAGAAAUGAAAAAGCAGCACCUGCUAUAACCAAUACAUUCCAAGCACCAGACACAUCCCCUGCACCCUCUGCCGGUCUCCGCCCAGCCUCAUGGCAGAGAUAACCAAGUUUCACUCCGCCUUGCCCAGAUCCCACGUCCUAAACUUCUUCAUCGUCUUCCUCCGCAUAUUGGUCAUGAUCUGCUCCUCCAUGGUCUCGAUGCCGGCCUCGA
Molecule: messenger RNA, 2807 nt
Organism: Phialemonium atrogriseum
Lineage: Eukaryota; Fungi; Ascomycota; Sordariomycetes; Cephalothecales; Cephalothecaceae
Product: PLC-like phosphodiesterase
Exons: 3
Coding region: 247-2415 (722 amino acids)
Biological process (GO): release of sequestered calcium ion into cytosol; phosphatidylinositol-mediated signaling; lipid metabolic process
Molecular function (GO): phosphatidylinositol-4,5-bisphosphate phospholipase C activity
Source: RefSeq, a predicted model, not a curated record